This is a messenger RNA of Tachysurus vachellii, 1841 nucleotides long. RefSeq names its product ferredoxin 1 (gene fdx1). Gene Ontology annotation, cellular component: mitochondrion. The record is from RefSeq and is a predicted model, not a curated record. The transcript has 4 exons. Lineage: Eukaryota; Metazoa; Chordata; Actinopteri; Siluriformes; Bagridae. Bases 353 to 883 code for a protein of 176 amino acids. Gene Ontology annotation, molecular function: 2 iron, 2 sulfur cluster binding. Gene Ontology annotation, biological process: positive regulation of oxidoreductase activity; P450-containing electron transport chain.
AAUCAACUGUAACAGGAAAUACCUUGAAGUUAAUUUAUUUCACGUCUAUAAUGUGUUAUGAAAAAUAGUGACGCUUCUGAUGCCAAAGGAAAAACAUAAAAAAUCCGAGCAAUUCGUGAUCUAUUUUUUAAGACCCUGUUUUAUAGGUGAAAAGCGUCGACUCUUUAUUGUUAUGCAACGACGUUGUUAGGCAACUCGAGCCGCUCUCUGCACUCUGAGCCCUAACGUUAGCUAGCAGUGCUAACACAUCCAGUGCUAACGAGUUUCUCACAUUCGCUCGGGGUUGAAUCGAAAAUCGACGCUAACUUUUUGUUUUUAAAUCGCACGUAUAGCGUUUAAUCGUUUAAAAACAAUGUCUUUUUCUACGGCAGCGAGGAGAUUAAUCGGGUUAAGACUUUCUCACAGCUCAUGGAUACUUUCAAGGGGUGCCAAUACUUCUUCGAAAACUUUCUCUUCCCUGAACAGACUAUCCGAGCCGAGUAAAAGAGACAUAACAUCCUGUAAUGUCGUGCAGCCUCUCAGGGCGGAAAACAAGGUGACCGUCAAUUUCAUCAAUCGUGACGGAGAAAAGAUUACAGUCAAGGCUUCCCCUGGUGACACGCUAUUAGAUGUUGUUGUUCAACAAGACCUUGACUUCGAUGGUUAUGGAGCAUGUGAGGGAACUCUAGCUUGCUCCACGUGUCAUCUCAUCUUCGAAGAGGAGACAUAUAAACAACUCGGACCAAUUAGUGACGAGGAAAUGGAUAUGCUCGAUCUUGCCUACGGUCUAACAGAUACGUCUCGACUGGGUUGCCAGAUCUGCCUAACAAAAGCUCUGGAUGGCAUGACUGUGCGUGUUCCGGAGAGCUCUGCAGACAUCAGACAGUCCGAUGGCUCUGCCUAAUUUCUCUAUCCACCUUGUGCCUGUUUACCUACCAUAAACCGAUGUAACCUGAUCAUAAGAAAAGGCAAAACUUUUGCGUGAUUGUAUUGAUUGAGGUCCAGAAGAGCAUGAUUGAAAUUUAUCCAGUUCCUUCAUGGCUACAGCACUGGAUGUAGUUUAACAGCUCACUUACAGAGCUGCAUGGAGACUGUGAUCAAUUUAUCAACGUCUUUCUGACAAUAACGACGGAUCAUCAAAAUGUGCUAUAAAUUCUGUGAACGUUUCGUAUGUUGACUAAGUAGUUUCGAUCCAAUCCACAACAAAAUACGAUCUUUUUAAGAUUGUAAAAUGAGAGAUUUUCCUAUGGUGCGUUGUAAGUGCAAAAUAUGUUAACAAACCAAAACAGAAAAUAGACAAAAGUAGAGACUGUGGACACUGGAGAACUGCAGCAUGUUUACAGUAAGAGGAAAUAUGAGCCUCUUUCACUGAUGUGCUUCAUUUGAGCAUUCAUAUGAUGUUACUUUAUCAACUGUAUGUUUUGUGCACACAUGAGUUUGCGAAUGCAGAGAAGGAUCCAAAGGUUAUGAGUUAUUCCAAAUGAAGAAUGACUUCUUACCAGAAUAACAUCCGUAGCUUUUUCGAUAGUGAUGGACAGUGUUUUAUCACUGUCGAUCACUAUAUGAUCACUAUAUGAUGAUCAAUAAGGAUCGAUUCUUUCUGUUUUGUGUUGAAGUUGACAUUUUGGUUUGUUAAUAUUACUCACUUACACGUCACCAUAGUUUAUAGAUUUUAGAUUUUAGAUGCUUUGUUAUAGCAUACAGUGGAUUUUCUCAUAAAUUAUUUUGACAUUGAUUCACCACUUUAUAGUGUAUUAAACAAUUAGUGCCAGACUAACCCAAACUGUACGACGAUCACCGAUUCAACAUCUCGAAACGAUCUUAUACGAAAGCUAUGUUUUAAUUAAAUAAUAAAUAAACAA